Messenger RNA from Vitis vinifera (wine grape), 1150 nucleotides. Its product is annotated as high mobility group B2 protein-like. The record is from RefSeq and is a predicted model, not a curated record. The coding region runs from base 431 to 901 and encodes 156 amino acids. The transcript has 7 exons. NCBI's taxonomy places the organism in Eukaryota, Viridiplantae, Streptophyta, Magnoliopsida, Vitales, Vitaceae.
AAACAGUUUAAGGCCACGUCUCUUCGGAGGAGUAGGUGGGGGAGAGCGAGGAAGGGGAAGAAGAAACACAAAGGAAAGCACAAAGGCGGUAGAAGGGGGUGGAGCCAAUAGAGUGAGAGCACACGGAUCGAUGACGUGGCAAAGAUUUUUGAAAUCCCGCCUAAACCCGGACUUCAAUUGUUUCCUGAUUCAAUUUUAAUUUUCUUUCCAACCCCUCUUCUUAUCUCUCCCUUUCCCCACACACAUCACACCAAGGCCAGCGUAUAUCUCUAUUAUUCCUGUCCCCUUAUCUCUCUACGAAGCCCUAACUCCACCAGGUAACUCGCCUCCUCCCCCUCUAACUCAGUCCGUUUUUACCGGUUUUCGCCGAUUCUCGGCCGAUUCUCAUCGGUUUCGGCGGGUUCGGCGGUGUUGCGUUGCAGGAUUCGCUAUGAAGGGAGGUAAAUCGAAGGCCGCUGAGGUGAAGAGAGCUGAUAGCAACGCUAGGCUUUCUGUGAAGAAGAAAGGUGCCGCUGCCGUCGGAAAAAAGACGGCUAAGAAGGAGAAGGCUGUAAAGGAUCCAAACAAGCCGAAGAGGCCUGCUAGUGCCUUCUUCGUUUUCAUGGAGGAGUUUAGGAAGCAGUACAAAGAAAAGCAUCCAGCCAACAAAUCUGUGUCUGUUGUCGGUAAAGCUGGUGGUGAUAAAUGGAAAUCGUUGUCAGAAGCUGAGAAAGCGCCCUAUGUAGCAAAGGCAGAGAAAAGGAAAACUGAAUACAACAAGAGCAUGCAGGCCUACAACAAGAGAAUGGCUGAGGGACCGACUGCUGCUGAGGAGGAAGAGUCUGACAAAUCUAGGUCUGAGGUGAACGACGACGAGGAAGACGAGGAUGAGAGUGGAGAGGAAGAAGAUGAUGAAGAGUAGGGAACCAGCAGUGAAGGAUGUCAACAAGGGAGAUCUGCCAGUUGUGUAGGAUCGCUAGGAUAUCAUGACUCCCAUUUCUGAUAACUCUAUCAAGAUAAAUAGUUCUCUUUUUUUUGUUCUUUUUUUUUUUAUGAAAUUUCGGCUGCUCCCAUUUUAGGUGAAAGCUUAGUUUCAGGAGCGGCCUCGUUCAUAUGGCCAUGUACUCACCUUUUCUUAAUGCUCAAUGAUUCAGCUAGGUUUUUCUGUCUC